Molecule: messenger RNA, 1154 nt
Organism: Jatropha curcas
Lineage: Eukaryota; Viridiplantae; Streptophyta; Magnoliopsida; Malpighiales; Euphorbiaceae
Product: short chain aldehyde dehydrogenase 1
Source: RefSeq, a predicted model, not a curated record
GAAAGAAGCUGAACGUUAGUCAAAGAUUAUUAUUAUUAUAUUAAAUUAUACUAACCUUGUCUUCAUGCACGACUGGAGGUCAAUUGGUAACUCCGUACCCCAUUCUGCUAUAAAAUGCUCCCAACACUGGCAGAGGCUUGCACAUGUUCUUUCUUCUUCUUCUUCUUCCAAGAUAGAAUUAGUAAGCCAAAAGACCAAUCAUGGCCAGCUCUUCCUCGCCUGCUCCUACUGCUAAGAGAUUAGAAGGCAAGGUAGCUUUGAUAACCGGAGGAGCUAGUGGAAUUGGCGAGUGCACUGCACGGCUCUUUGCACGACACGGCGCUAAGGUCAUAAUCGCGGAUGUUCAAUCCGAAUUGGGUCGCUCUGUAGCAGAGAAAAUCGGAUCCGAAACCGGCCAACCAGUUACAUACGUGGAUUGCAACGUAACAGUAGAAUCCGACGUGGAAAACGCAGUGAACACUGCCGUUUCACUGCACGGAAAGUUAGAUAUAAUGUUCAACAACGCUGGAAUCGCAGGAAACAACCACGACAAGAUAUUGUCAACAGAACGGGAAGAUUUCAUGCGGGUUUUGGACAUCAAUAUCUACGGUGGAGUUCUGGGAGCCAAACACGCCGCAAGAGUAAUGAUUCCAGAAAAGAAAGGGUGUAUUCUAUUUACAGCAAGUGUUUCUUCAGCUUUAUAUGGCGGGCCUUAUGCUUAUACAGCUUCAAAGCACGCCGUUGUUGGGUUAGCCAAGAACUUGGCAAUAGAGUUGGGGCAACAUGGAAUAAGGGUUAAUUGCAUUUCUCCAGGCGCAGUACAAACCGGCUUGGCGAAACAAUUGGGUUUGAGCGAACAGCAAGUUCAAGAAUGGAGUUCUGCUUUGGCCAAUCUGAAAGUGGUCAAGUUAGAGGUCAAUGAUAUUGCUGAGGCUGCUUUGUACCUUGCUAGUGAUGAUUCAAAAUUUGUUAGUGGGUUGAAUCUUUUGGUUGAUGGAGCUGCUAGCUUGCCUACUACUACAAGAGCUUAUUAGCAUUUUAUUAUCUGAAAACCACAAGAUUACAAAUAAUUUUGCAGAUUUCUCAAGCUAAUUUUGCUGCAAAUUCCAUUGUAUUUUAUUCUAUCAACUGCACAAGAGUGCCAUUAAUAAAUGAUUUCUUCCAAUUAAGUUUUA